Chanos chanos (milkfish) is the source of this 1365-nucleotide messenger RNA. It is a transcript of the gene htr2ab, whose product is annotated as 5-hydroxytryptamine (serotonin) receptor 2A, genome duplicate b. The record is from RefSeq and is a predicted model, not a curated record. Gene Ontology annotation, molecular function: G protein-coupled serotonin receptor activity; neurotransmitter receptor activity. Gene Ontology annotation, cellular component: plasma membrane; dendrite. Bases 1 to 1365 code for a protein of 454 amino acids. The transcript has 3 exons. Gene Ontology annotation, biological process: chemical synaptic transmission; phospholipase C-activating serotonin receptor signaling pathway; release of sequestered calcium ion into cytosol. Lineage: Eukaryota; Metazoa; Chordata; Actinopteri; Gonorynchiformes; Chanidae.
AUGGAUGAAAACAACUCCAACUUCACCUCAUCUCCAACUUCGGGCAUCCAUUUCCAGAGGCUACCAUGUGAUAUCGUCCAGGCCGACUGCAAUAAAAGUGGGAAUACCUCGUCCUGUGAUGGAUGCACAGGUCCUGUCGUGAAGAACUGGAUGGCUCUGCUGAUCUUGCUGGCCAUUGUCGUCACGGUAACGGGGAACGUUCUGGUCAUCCUGGCCGUGACGCUGGAGAGGAAGUUGCAGAACGCCACGAACUACUUUCUGAUGUCGCUGGCUAUCACUGACAUGUUGCUAGGUCUCCUGGUCAUGCCUGUCGCCAUGGUUACGAUUCUUUAUGGUUAUACCUGGCCUCUCCCUCGCGCCCUUUGUCCUAUCUGGAUCUACCUAGACGUCCUCUUCUCCACGGCCUCUAUCAUGCAUCUCUGUGCUAUCUCUCUGGACCGCUACAUAGCCAUUCGCAACCCCAUUCGUCAUAGCUGCUCCAAUUCCCGCACCAAAGCCAAGGCGAAGAUUUUUGCUGCCUGGACCAUUUCAGCAGUUAUCUCUAUGCCAGUCCCAGCCUUGGGUCUGAGCGAUUAUGCCAACGUCUUCGACGGGGAUUCGUGCCAACUGAACGACAGCAACUUCAUCCUAAUUGGCUCGUUUGUGGCAUUUUUCAUCCCCCUCAGUAUAAUGAUAGUCACCUACUUUCUGACGAUCAGUGCUUUGCAGAGCGAAGCCACGACAUGCCUGGAUCAGCUGGUCCCACGACCCAAAUGGACAUCUGCAUUGGGUUUCCCAUCCCGCGGCUCACUCUCCUCCGAGCGUCUGUUCUCCAGGCGCUCGCUUUGCCGCGACAGUGAGGGCUCCGUUGCGGUAACCGGACUUGGCGGCUCUUUUGGCCGGCGUACAAUGCAGUCUAUCACCAACGAGCAGAAGGCUUCCAAAGUGCUGGGUAUAGUUUUCUUUCUGUUUGUCAUCAUGUGGUGCCCAUUUUUUGUGACUAACGUGUUAAUGGCAGUUUGUGACUCCAACACUUGCAAACCCACAUUGUUGGUACAUCUGCUCAACGUCUUUGUGUGGGUGGGUUACCUCUCCUCAGCGGUGAAUCCUCUCGUCUACACGCUCUUCAAUAAGACUUAUCGGGCAGCUUUCUCGCGGUACGUGCGCUGUCGGUUUCGGGAUGAGCGGAGACCGCUGCAGCUAAUCCUUGUGAACACCAUCCCACCGCUGGCUUACAACUCUUCCCAACUCCCACUCAGGGGAGAAAGCACAUCACGGAAGGUUGUCGAUGGCGACUGCUUCGGGGUCUCCCAGGGUAUGAACACGUCCAGCCCUAAAAAAGCACAGAACUGGCAGGAGGGGGAUGAGGGGAUGAGUCAUGUGUGA